CAGUUAACAGCAGCAAACGAGAAAUCACCUCGCAGCGUAGAAAAAUUAAGAAAUAACGCCGUAAAAGUGAGCCCAACCGACCAAAAACAUACGAAAAGUGUGAAUUAAAGGACAAUCCAGCGAAUAAUCAUUAAUUGAGCGUUGAGCAGGCGCAAAAAGUACGCGAAAUCGACGUUUUGCAAAACGUUCGCAAUACGCGUCGCCAUUGGUGUAAGCGAGAGCUUGCCUGUGUGUGCGUGCGUGCGUGUGAGUGUGUGUUUGGUGUAGGAGAGGGUGAGAGUGCCUGUUUGUGUUUGCGUGUGUGUGAGCGAGCUAGCGAGCGGCCCCUAUGAAAAGCAACCACAACAACAACGCCAGCAAAGGACCCGCAACAACAACAAGCACAGCGUUUUAAUAUCCAAAUAAUGAGUGUCGCUGCAAUGACUAUGGACGAUCAAAGACCCUUGAUGAACAGUUACGAGAAAAUGCCCCCGACCAAAUACGAGCAAAACCUAAAUAUCCUUAACAGCAGCCAAAAUAGUGGGGCCAGUGGCGGCCCCGCCUCCCCAACGCCCUCCGGCUUGGAGGACGCAACGUCGUCGUCGUCGCACCACCAUCAUCAUCACCAUCCGCACCAUCAUCACCAUCAGGAGCAGCAGCAGCAGCAGCAUCAGCAACAACACUUGCAGCAGCAGCAGCAACAACAGCAGCAGCAGCAACACGCAGCAGCUGUUGCAGAGGCUGUUGCAGCCGCCGAACAGCGACAGCGCUUGCUCGAAGAUGAGAUCGAGAAUCUCAAGCUGGAACAGGUCCGCAUGGGUCAGCAAUGCGCGGAUGCCCAGCGACGCGAGAAGAUCCUCAUGCGACGACUGGCCAACAAGGAGCAGGAAUUCCAGGACUAUGUGAGCCAAAUUGCCGAGUACAAGGCCCAACAGGCGCCAACCGCCCUGGCCUUGCGCACUGCCCUGCUCGAUCCAGCGGUAAAUCUCCUGUUCGAGCGGCUCAAGAAGGAGCUGAAGGCCACCAAGGCCAAGCUGGAGGAGACCCAGAACGAACUGUCCGCCUGGAAAUUCACGCCGGACUCCAAUACCGGCAAGCGCCUGAUGGCCAAGUGCCGACUGCUCUACCAGGAGAACGAGGAGCUGGGCAAGAUGACCUCCAACGGCAGACUGGCCAAGCUGGAGACCGAACUGGCCAUGCAGAAGAGCUUCAGCGAGGAGGUCAAGAAAUCUCAAUCGGAGUUGGACGACUUUCUGCAGGAGCUGGACGAGGAUGUGGAGGGCAUGCAGAGCACCAUUCUGUUUCUGCAGCAAGAACUGAAGACCACACGCGAUCGCAUACAAACGCUUGAGAAGGAGAACGCCCAGUUGAAACAGGUUGGCACCAAGGAUGAGGUUGUGGCUCCAACGGCCGCCACCAACGGUGGCACCAACAAGACGAUAAACAAGCUGGAGACCAUUCACGAGGACGCUUGCAUGGCGAAUAACCCAACGAAUCCGGACUGUUACAAUGGCAAUACUAACAACGAACAGAUCGCGGCCGUGCCACAGAUACCACCAGCGGAUGAUUGCAGCAAUAUGAACGGAAAUGCAGCGCGAUUAGCCCGUAAGCGAAACUAUCAAGAGGAGGAGACCCAUCCAACGGUAGUGGUGGUGCCGACGCCCACCCCAUUAGGAAAUAACGUCCAGGAAGCACCGCCAAUUAGGGAGGUUACCGCCCCACGAAUUCUGCCGCCCAAAAAGUCCAAGCUGCGAGGCAUUACUACGCGUCGUAACUCGCAGCUGGAGGAGGAUCAUCAGCCCAUGACGACGCCCGUGGUCGUGCCGCUGAUCCUGGACAACGCUGUGUUAGGAAUGGCCAGCGAAGAGGCUGCUGCCGCUGCGGCGGGAAAUAACAGCAAUACGGAAACGGGAGUGCCAGUGGUAGUCCCAGUUGAGGGCGUCGAUCCAGCUGCUCCGGCGGCACCGGGCCGCAUCCUGACCCGUCGUCGGUCCGUCCGCAUGCAGCAGAACGGCAGCGGAGCAGUCGACUACUCCACCUAAGCGCUGGCGAACCUUUUUCCAAAAAGGGUGCACUCCUUAUGAGUUCGUCAUAUUGAUCGUUAAUUCCUGACGUUUACUUUUGUGAAUUGAGAUUUCAAAACAGAGAGAGACUUCAUUUUAUAAUUAUAACCUAUCUUUUAGAUUCUUUAAUUUUUUACACAUUGUCUUGUAAAAUACGUUUAUUAUUUCGUUUCCAUGCGGCGUAAGCAUACAUAAUUCGCGAAUUAUUUAGAAGUCACUGCUAUACAUACGAAAUAUAUUAUGUAGAACUGUGUACCACUUCAGCACAUAUAUUUACAAUAAUAUGAUCGAGCUAAAUGAUAAUGCUAAAACUGAUACACUAUUUAUGUUUUUUAAUGCCACGACGUCUACUGAAAAGCUGAAAAGAGAGCGUGGUCAAAACAAAACUUGUCAUUUAGCAAAAUUAGGUUUUAAUUAUCAACUUAAGGCAUUUUUGUAAUACUAUGAAAGUUGUGUAAAAUAAUAUAAACUUGUGUUAAAAUAAAUUGUUAAGCAUAACAAAUAUUUCAAAAAA
Drosophila teissieri is the source of this 2556-nucleotide messenger RNA. RefSeq names its product pre-mRNA-splicing regulator female-lethal(2)D (gene fl(2)d). The transcript is spliced from 4 exons. Gene Ontology annotation, biological process: regulation of alternative mRNA splicing, via spliceosome. Gene Ontology annotation, cellular component: nucleus. The record is from RefSeq and is a predicted model, not a curated record. Bases 405 to 2021 code for a protein of 538 amino acids. NCBI's taxonomy places the organism in Eukaryota, Metazoa, Arthropoda, Insecta, Diptera, Drosophilidae.